Paralichthys olivaceus (Japanese flounder) is the source of this 4909-nucleotide messenger RNA. It is a transcript of the gene mmp15a, whose product is annotated as matrix metallopeptidase 15a. Gene Ontology annotation, cellular component: extracellular matrix. Gene Ontology annotation, biological process: extracellular matrix organization; collagen catabolic process; proteolysis. Gene Ontology annotation, molecular function: metalloendopeptidase activity; zinc ion binding. NCBI's taxonomy places the organism in Eukaryota, Metazoa, Chordata, Actinopteri, Pleuronectiformes, Paralichthyidae. The record is from RefSeq and is a predicted model, not a curated record.
UGACGCUGGUCUGGAUAAUCCUGUGCACAACUUCAGAGUUUGAUUGGACAACUUUUGAGGCGCUUUUCAUGCGCUCAGACGCUCCUUUGGUUUUUGCAGAAGGAUCCUUCUCACUUUAGUGAUCAGCCAUUGUGGGCCUGAGGGAGGAGAAAGGAUUUCACUCCCCUGCUGGUUGCUGGAGUUUGUAAUGCAUGGGGGAGAUGUGCUGUCUGAGCCAUGAGGCAUUUGUCCCGGGCCAGGUCGGACUGCCUGCAGCCGGGAAUGGAUUAGUAUCACUCUGAUUCCUGAGACUUUGUGCAUAACCCUUUUUAUUAGAGUGGAAUCUUUAAGUUGGAUGUUUUCUUUUUUUCCCUGAUGUGUAAACUCCAAACAUGAGCAGAUAGUUCACUUGUUGGGAACUUGUGAAGAGAAGAGGGUGAAACAAACCCUCAGCACUUUGAUCAGCACACCAUCCACAUCUCUGAGCUCCAGCUGAGGGCCACAGGCAGCAGAUCCCAGAGGAGGAUGGCGUCUCAACAACAACAACAACCACUGACUCACAUCAUCAUCAUCACAUUAUUGUCUUCCUGCUCCUUAAGCCUGUGCAGCACAGAGACAGAUGUGCCAGAGGAGGAAGGCUUCAGUGCUGAGGCAUGGCUUCGUAAGUUUGGCUAUCUGUCUCAGGCGAGCAGACAGAUGUCCACCAUGCAGUCGGCUCAGAUUCUGUCCAAAGCCAUCAGCGACAUGCAGCGCUUCUAUGGGCUGGAGGUGACCGGUGAGAUGGACCCCGGCACUGUCGCAGCCAUGCGUCGACCACGUUGCGGCCUCCCCGACAGAAACCCAGAGCAGACGGUUGAUGGUGCGAGGAAGAAACGCUACACUCUUACUGGGCAGCAGUGGGACAAAGACCACAUCACCUACAGUAUAGUGAACCAGCUCAUCCCAUCCUCGCUGGGAGAGGUUCGGAUGUACGACGCUCUCCGUAAGGCCCUGGAGGUGUGGAGACGGGUCACCCCGCUCACCUUUGAGGAGGUGCCGGCUGAAAACGACAUCAGGAUCAACGGCAGCCGGACGGAGCUCGCUGACAUCCUGCUGUUGUUCGCCUCUGGUUUCCAUGGUGAUAUGUCCUUAUUUGACGGCGAGGGGGGUUCAUUGGCACACGCCUACUACCCCGGACCAGGAAUUGGUGGGGACAUCCAUUUUGAUGCAGACGAGCCCUGGACACUUGACAACCAUAAUCCAGACGGUAUUGACUUCUUCCUAGUUGCGGUACAUGAGCUCGGUCAUGCUCUGGGCCUGGAGCACUCAGAUAACCCCAGCGCGAUCAUGGCUCCUUUUUACCAGUACAUUCACACUGACAACUUCACACUGCAUGAGGACGACGUCCGAGGAAUACAGCACAUAUAUGGUCCCCCUCUCUCCACUAAUGCUCCGCCCACUUCUCCUCACACCCCUAACAAGGGACCCAAAGGUGACUCCCCAACCUCCCCUUCUCCUCCUGAAGAUGCCGCCACUCCUGCUCUCCCCACUAACCCCAUACCUGAACCUCCCAACCCGACCGACGUCAGCCAGGAUCCCCCGGCCCGUCCGGAGCCAACCCGCGGCCCUAACCCAACUCCCGUCCUCCCAACCUCCACCUCUACCAUCUCAGAGCGUGAACCAGAACCUGUCACCCCGCCGGUAAGAAAAGAUGAUCCUCCUCUUCCACCUGCUCCUCCUCCUCGGCCGCCUGCUCCUCCUCGGCCUCCCAAGCAGCCUGACAACAAGGCCCCCGACAUCUGUGAUGGGGACUUCGACACAGUGACCAUGCUGAGAGGGGAGAUGUUUGUUUUCAAGGGUCGUUGGUUCUGGCGGGUGCGGAGAAACCGGGUCUUGGAUAACUACCCUAUGCCCAUUUCUGUCUUCUGGAUUGGCCUUCCCAGUGACAUCGAUGCUGCCUAUGAACGCCACGACGGCAAAUUUGUCUUCUUUAAAGAGGACAGAUACUGGGUGUUCAGGGAAGCUGAUGUUCUCCCAGGAUACCCGCAGCCAAUACACGAGUAUGGACAAGGAGUUCCUACGCACAAUAUCGACACCGCAAUCUGGUGGGAGCCCAACGGAUACACAUACUUCUUCUCAGGAGACAGAUACUGGCGAUACAGCGAGGAGACCCGGACCACGGACCGUGACUUCCCCAAGCCAAUCAGCAGAUGGGGCCGGAUUCCUCCCUCACCCAAAGGAGCCUUUCUCAGUGACGAUAGUGCUUACACCUAUUUCUACAAGGGCACCAAUUACUGGAGGUUUGACAAUCACAAGACAGAAGCAGACAAAGGCUUCCCUCGCUCCAUCCUGAAGGACUUCAUGGGCUGCACGGGAGCUCCUGACCCUCCGCCCGACACGGACACUGAGCAGGAAGCGAAAGACAAACCAGUGAAGCCCUCAGACCGAGGCGAAGACGAGCACAAAGAGCCGGACAGGGACACGAACGCAGAGGAAGACCACAGCUCAAAGCCCGACAGCACGGACGAAGAGGAGGACAAAGAUGUAAACGUUGUAGUGUCGAUGGACGACAAUGAAUCAAAGGUCAUGACCCUGAUCAUGGUGACUGUUCCUCUUGUGCUCAUCCUGUGCAUCCUCGUCCUCGUCUACGCCAUCCUCAGGACUCUGCAGAACAAAGAAACUCCGAGGGCCUUGGUGCACUGCAAGCGCUCGCUGCAGGACUGGGUGUGAAGAGGUAGAACAGGUGUUGAUCAGUUGUGUGGUGCUGUCGCUGGCAUCAAAUUUUUACACACGUGCGACUGAAAGAGGCUUUGAUGCAGUACUAAAGUCUAAGAAAGCUGAGGAAGAGUCACCUUUUUGAAUCCCAUUCAUUGUGAGAACUUGAAAUUAUCGUAAAGCUGGUGCCUCUGGACCUACAGUAUAAAUUUCCUUCUAAUGGCCUUGAGGUUUUAUUCCUGUGCCUCCCUUUGUGCCUUUCAGAUGUCUGACAACAUCUAUUUCUUAAAAAUCAUCCCUGUUUACAUCACAAUUUGAAAAAUCACCAAAUGUGUGCUGUAAAAGACACAAGACUAAUUAUACAAAGGAGGGACAGAUGGUGUAUUUGUAGUUUAAAUGCAGAAAAAGUCGAUAAUGCACAUACAUUAACCAGAAGCACACACACUGUACAUACACACAAACAUGUGCUUACAGCUUUUCAAACAAAAAACAAACGCAUUCACUAAUAAGAACAACUUUUUAGUCAACAAGUUUGACUUUUUCUUUCGGUUCAACACAGAGAAUUUGCACUUUUCGUUCGGUUUUUUGUUGUUUUUGUUUUGUUGAGGUUGCUUCAGUGCGGACGUGUGUGUGUGUGUGUGUGUUCGUGUAAACUGAGUUUAUCAAACACACACUCGCACACACACACACACUAGCAGGAGAGGCUUAUCCUUCGACCCAUGCAGGAAUGUCUGACAGCUGUGUGCGUCCAUGACUGCCCUACUCCCACUGAGCCCAUUUUGUCUGCGCUCACACUCUCACCAGUAUCACAUGAUCUAAAAAAAAAAAUAUCUCACUGCACUCAUGUGUGCAUGCAUGUCCACAUGUGCAGACACACAAACACACACGCACACACACACAGACAGAACGACCACUUCCCCAGACAAAGGCACAUAGAGUUUUUGCUCACAGACACACGGGCUCCAGCCUCCCUCUCCUCCCACCACAGCCACAAUAACUGUUCAGACUGCACCAUUAAAAACACGAUCCCAGCGGAGACACAUUGAUAUAUGACUGGUGUUGAGGCUCGAAUGAAAUAUAAGAGGGGUGGGGAGGGCAAUUUAAUCACUUUUAAAAGUAUAGAAUCAAAAAGCGUUGUGGUUUAUACAGAAUCUGCCCAUCAGCUCAACCUGACCUGUGAAGAGUAAAAGUCUCUCUCUCUAUCUCCUCUUCUCUUUUUCAUGCUAAAGCUGAACAGAGUCAAAGCUAAUUUAAGUGUGCAGCCUGCAGGCUGGAGAAGAAUGGAUCAGGGUCUGGUUUCCAUUAAAGCCACAUGUUGCUGAUUUAGUAUGUCAGGCACGGGAGAGAGGGGAGUGGAGGAAAAAUGCAAAAAGGGGGAGGUAAUAAAAGGAUGGUGAUGGGGAGGGAGAGAAAGAGGGAUUAAGGAGCAGAGAGGGAGGGGUGACCCAGCGUUUCAUUUCUGAGGGAAGGAGGGAGGUUGGAAGAAUGACGGGGAGGGGCAGCGCUGGCGUUGCAUCUCCUGACCUACAUUGGGUCAUGAAGUCCAAUCCUCUUUUUUCAACAUGUCUUGUUUUUGCUCUGCUUGUUGUCAUGAUCGAGAGAGGACUUCCUCUGUGACCCCCCUCCCUCCCUCGCUCCUCGAACCUUUUCUCUUUUCCUUUUGUUUUUCAGUCUGUACUUUUUUGUCUGAUUGCUGCUUCUGUCUAACGUAUUGAUGUUCUUCUUCAGCUCAAGCAUUUAAAAGAUGAUCCGUGCACACAAACAUCUGCAGGAUGUGAUGUGAUCCUGUAGUAAUGUGUAUUUCUCCAUUGGGCCUCUCACUCUCUGUCUGUCUCUGUUUACCUUUGUCUGUGUAAAGCCACUAUUCACAUGCUACAAUCAUUAACCUUUUCUUUAUAUCUUUGCCUUUACAUUGUGCUUGUAUUUUGUUUUACAUGUGUCGUUGUGCCUUAUAGCCCAAUUCAUGCCUCUGUGUCGGAUCUGCGCCGCAUCUCCGGCCUAGCUUUGAAACAGAACCGUGAAUCGGCCGUAUGUCUGAACAUUGGGGGGCUUUUUUUUGUUUUUUUUACUAUAAAUAGCAUGAGGGACCAUUUUAAAAGUGAGUUUCUUCUUCUUUUUUUUAAACUUUGCUUAUAAUUUGUAGUUUUGUACAUUUUGUAGAUUAUUACUACCAUGUUGAUGCAUGCAGGGCAUGUAGAGUCCAUUAAAUGAUUUCACAAUAAAACUCACAGGUAAA